Telopea speciosissima is the source of this 874-nucleotide messenger RNA. RefSeq names its product phytolongin Phyl2.2. Bases 59 to 859 code for a protein of 266 amino acids. Gene Ontology annotation, cellular component: membrane. The transcript has a single exon. NCBI's taxonomy places the organism in Eukaryota, Viridiplantae, Streptophyta, Magnoliopsida, Proteales, Proteaceae. The record is from RefSeq and is a predicted model, not a curated record.
CUGGAAGGAAUUUGCUGCAAAUAUUGGGGAAGGUAGCUCAACCUUCUCCAAUCAAUCGAUGUCUUGUAAUCCGAAUUUGAUCCUCUACGCCUGCGUUUCCAAAGGAACCAAUGUUCUCGCUGAGCACAACUCCGGUGACAAGGAAGUAGAAACCCUAGCCUUGCAAUGCCUAGAAAAGAUUCCAAGACUUCACGCCAUGUUUUCUCACACCAUCGGGAAAAAGUUCUAUACCUUCUUGAUGGAAGAUCCUUUUGUAUAUUUUGCGAUCUUCGACGUUAACUUGGGUAAACCGCAGGGUCUUAGUUUCCUAAAGCGCUUAAAGGAAGAGUUCAUGAAGUUCUUCCUCAAGACCGAACAGCUGAAGAAGUUAGAUGAUCUCGCCAGUUACUGCUUCCAUGAAAAAUUCACUCCCAUUUUUAACGAUUUGUUGGGUUAUUCUGGGGAGAUAAAUAUAUUGCCGCCUCCUCCUCCUCCUCCCGAAAUUGUCUACAGAGAUCGCCGAAACCAAAGUAUGGAUUCCAGGUCUGGAAAGCUGGUUGUAUCAAUUCCGUUGCUUGAUCAGAAACCGGGCAAGAAUUCAAAAAAGAAGAAAAAUAAGAAGAGAGAUUCGGACGAGAUGGACGUAGGUAGCAGAGAUAUCCCAAUUGAAAACAUGGAAUUUGUACCUAACAAUCGCGAAGAAUUCUCUUUGCCGUUGCAGAAGAAUGGACUUUUCGCGACAAACUUACUACGUCAACAGGCUCAGAAAAAGUGGUGGGGAUAUGUUGGGAUUGCAUUGGUGCUAGAUUUAUUGGUUUGCACUGCUCUGUUCUGUGUAUGGUUCUGGAUAUGCAAGGGUUUCAAAUGCCUCAGAGAGUGAUUAAUCAACCAUUUA